Molecule: messenger RNA, 1257 nt
Organism: Prunus dulcis (almond)
Lineage: Eukaryota; Viridiplantae; Streptophyta; Magnoliopsida; Rosales; Rosaceae
Product: F-box protein CPR1-like
Exons: 1
Coding region: 1-1257 (418 amino acids)
Molecular function (GO): protein binding
Source: RefSeq, a predicted model, not a curated record
AUGUCCUUCCUCCCACCGGAGCUAAUCUUCGACAUUCUUUCACGGCUUCCGCCCAAGGAUUUGAUGCGAUUCCUCUGUGUUUCCGAAGCUUGGUAUGCUUUAAUCCACGACCAAAUCUUCAUCAAAGCCCAUCUCCAGCGCUCCAUUGAAACCAACUCUGCUCCUCUAACCAUUUUACUCAGGAAAUUUAGUCCCGAAUGUCCUCCAUCACAUUUCUUUUCAUUGUCCUUCAGCGACAACGAGACGAUCGGGACAGCCGUGAAAACCGAGCAGCCGCUGAAAUGCCCUGACGAAUACACUGACAUUUUAUUGGACUACUCUGUUCAUGGUCUGGUUUGGAUUCACAACGAUGACGAGAGCGAUAUGGCUUUGUGGAACCCUUCAAUUCAAAAGUUCAAGAAGAUUCACGUCCCGAACUUUGAACCGGAUGCAUCAUCAUCUUCUGGUUCAGAGAUGGAGCAACGAAGAGAACCAAGGGACACCUGUUAUGGCUUCGGGUAUGAUUCUGUUCAUGAUGACUAUAAACUUGUGCAAAUUUUCGAGUUCGCAAAUGAAGGAAGAAUUGUGGGUUCUCAAGUUCACAUUUAUAGCCUAAAAUCUAACUCAUGGAAAAGGAUCCAAGACAUGCCUUGGAAUUGUUUUGGAAUUCAUCACGAUUAUCUCAUGUUUUGCGACGGUGCUCUGAGUUGCCUCGUUUAUAACAGGUUAUGUACAAAUCAGGUCAUAAUUCUAACCCUUAGUCUCGCCAGUGAGAAAUAUUGCCAGUGUCGCAUCCCGGUCCAUCAUCUGAGUAUUAAUGAGUCUAGGCUGAUUUUGACGGUCUUGGGCGACUGUUUAUGUCUUUGUGAUACUUUUUUGGAGACCCAACAUGAUGUUUGGAUUAUGAAAGAAUAUGGAGUCGCAGAAUCUUGGACCCUGCUUUAUUCCAUUGAGGGGGGAGAUUUGCCCUGGUCGAUUGAUUUUAUGUGCGUACCUUUGGUGUUGACAAGGGAUGGUGAAAUGGUUCUCUUGUCGGAUAACAACACUACGUUUUUUUGGUAUGAUUUGAAGGGGAAGAGUUUUAAACGAGCUCAAUUUCAUGGUCGGCCCUAUUUAUAUGAAAUGACAGUUGUUUGUUGGGGGAGCCUUUGUCUUCUUGAUGGCGAUCCUGUUAUUGCUGAGCCUGAGACUGAGAGGCAGCAGAAAGUCCCCACUACUUCUACGAAAAGCAAAUAUUCAAGCAGCGAAGACGAAGAAACGUAUGAUGAUUGGUACUAG